AGAAGAAACCGGAGUGAAAAAUAAUAAUCGCGUUUGGAGAGAAUAAAUCGGUUUAUCUUUAAAUCCUGAGAGACAAAAAAGAAAAAUCAUGAUGCCCACAAGAGACUCCAGUAACUGUCAAAAGACUUCCAGGGCACCUGAUAUUUUCACCAGUUCUUCAGAAAUGAAGGAAGCGCUUCACCCUUGCUUAGUUUGUGGGAAGAGUUUUACUUCCCAGAAUAAACUCCGACGACACCAGCGCAUUCACACAGGAGAGAAGCUGCAUCAUUGUUUACAGUGUGGAAAGAGCUUUGCUCAGUCAAAUACUCUCCAAUCACACCAGUGUGUUCACACAGGUGAGAAGCUGUAUUACUGCUCAGAUUGUGGAAAGAGCUUCAAUAAAAAAUGUAAUCUCCGAACACAUCAGCGCAUUCACACAGGAGAGAAGCCGUAUCACUGCUCAGAUUGUGGAAAGAGUUUCAGUAAAUCAAACGAUCUCCGAAAACACCAACGCAUUCACACAGGAGAGAAGCCAUAUCGCUGCUCAGAUUGUGGAUCGAGUUUCAAUGACUCAAGCGCUCUCCGAAAACACCAGCGCAUUCACACAGGCGAGAAGCCCUAUCACUGUUCAGAUUGUGGAAAGAGUUUCAAUGAAUCGAGUGCUCUCCGAAAACACCAGCGCAUUCACACAGGAGAGAAGCCAUAUUACUGUUUACAGUGUGGAAAGAGCUUUGCUCAGUCAAAUACUCUCCAAACACAUGAACGCAUUCACACAGGAGAGAAGCCGUAUUACUGUUUACAAUGUGGAAAGAGCUUUGCUCAUGCAUAUACUUUCCAAAAACACCAGCGCAUUCACACUGGAGAGAAGCCGUAUCGCUGCUCACAGUGUGAAAAGAGCUUUGCUCAUGCAUAUACUCUCCAAAUACACCAGCGCAUUCACACUGGAGAGAGGCCAUAUCAUUGCUCGCAGUGUGGAAAGACCUUUCCCAUGUCAAAUGCUCUCCGGAGACAUGAGCGGAUUCACACGGGAGAGAAGCCAUAUCACUGCUCAGAUUGUGGAAGGAGUUUCAGUGAAUCCGGUUCUCUCAGAAAACACCAGCACAUUCACGCAAAAUAGAAGCCAUGUUGCUGUUCAUCGUAUGGAGUCUGUUUCUCUGACCCCAAUAAUUUCAACCCGCACCAGUGAAUUCACACGAGAAAUCAUUUAUCUGCUUAUAGUGAAGGGAGUUUUUACCCUCCAGGGUUUUGUCCAAACACACGAAUGCAUGCAUACAGGAGAGAAGCCAUAUCCCUGCAGUGGACUAAAUUUUGUUCAUUUUAGAAAAUUCAAAAACAUCAACAAAUGCACACAAGAGGAACUGUACCAGUGCUGAGGAGUGGUAGGUGAACAUGUUCAGUGUGACUACUGAAGACACUGAGGACCUUUUUGUUCGUUCAUUUGUUUCUUGGUAUUUGUCAUGAUUUUUUUUUCCUAUGGAGACACAUGACCUUAUGAAUUGUACUAAGCCUUCAGAGUUCAACCCAUGGAUGUUUUUACAGAGUAAUGAUAAAAAAAAAAACACGAUCACAGCACCAAAAAGAACCAUAAACAACCAAAUCAACCAAGGAAGUCGUUACAGAGAAAAGAUGGAAGAUGAAAGAAAGGGAAAAUUAUCAUAAAUAAUAGACCGGCAGCCCAGAGCAAUUUGGUUAAAUGAACAUGGUACCAACAUCUGACCACAUGAGCAUUUAGGUUGUAAUCUACCAUAUACAGAACUGGAUGUCUGUGGCGGCACACCUGCUGCAUGCUCCCCCUGGGGUCCUUACAAAGAGGCCAAAAAUUGCGCUAUAUCAAAUAUUCAAGGUACCAACUGAAACCAACUUAAAAUGAUAGUGUAUAACACACAGAGUACUGAAUGACC
Neoarius graeffei (lesser salmon catfish) is the source of this 1880-nucleotide messenger RNA. RefSeq names its product zinc finger protein 239-like. The record is from RefSeq and is a predicted model, not a curated record. Bases 89 to 1096 code for a protein of 335 amino acids. The transcript has 2 exons. NCBI's taxonomy places the organism in Eukaryota, Metazoa, Chordata, Actinopteri, Siluriformes, Ariidae.